Molecule: messenger RNA, 308 nt
Organism: Cephus cinctus (wheat stem sawfly)
Lineage: Eukaryota; Metazoa; Arthropoda; Insecta; Hymenoptera; Cephidae
Product: zinc finger MYM-type protein 5
Source: RefSeq, a predicted model, not a curated record
GAUUUCCCAAAAACAAAAUUUGGAACAAAAUUCAGAUCGUUUUCGUCGAAAUAUUAUGAAUCAUAUAAUAGCUGGUUGGAAUACAGCAAAGAAGAAGACAAAGUCUACUGUUUCGUAUACAGACACUUCAACAAAGGAAAUAUACGAGAUCAAAAUGAAAGAUUUGUAAAAAGUGGUUUUAACGACUGGAAGAAACUAGCAGAAGCGUUAAAAAACACUCAGAAUCAUCGCAUCGCGCUGAAUGCAGCCAAAUGUAUGUGUCCUACCGUCAAUCUCUGACAGUUGGAGAUGUUUAUCAGCAACUUAUG